Messenger RNA from Boleophthalmus pectinirostris (great blue-spotted mudskipper), 1029 nucleotides. It is a transcript of the gene gpr12, whose product is annotated as G protein-coupled receptor 12. Gene Ontology annotation, cellular component: membrane. Gene Ontology annotation, biological process: G protein-coupled receptor signaling pathway. The coding region runs from base 1 to 1029 and encodes 342 amino acids. The transcript has a single exon. The record is from RefSeq and is a predicted model, not a curated record. Lineage: Eukaryota; Metazoa; Chordata; Actinopteri; Gobiiformes; Gobiidae. Gene Ontology annotation, molecular function: G protein-coupled receptor activity.
AUGAGUGAAGAGUCACCAGUCUCCCCCAGUUGGGUGGGCCAGGACCCAACCACAUGGGCCAGUGGAGGUGGGGGCCCACUGGAUAACAGCACAGAUCUGGGCAUAUUCCCUCAGGAGGACAUCUACCCCCCCAGCCAGCUGCCUCUGCUGGUCAACCCCUGGGACAUUGUGCUUUGCUCCUCUGGGACCCUGAUUGCCUGUGAAAAUGCGUUGGUGGUUCUGGUCAUAUGGCAAAAUCCGGCACUGCGGGCCCCCAUGUUCCUGCUUAUUGGCAGCCUAGCACUGGCUGACCUUUUAGCUGGCCUGGGACUGGUGCUUCACUUUACAUGUGCCUACUUGCUCCGCUCUGACUCAGCCCAGCUACUAACUGUGGGGCUGGUGGUGGCCUCCUUCUCAGCAUCUGUUUUCAGCCUGUUGGCCAUUACUAUUGACCGCUACCUGUCCCUGUACUAUGCCCUGACCUACAAUUCUGAGCGGACUGCCGCGUUUACCUACACCAUGCUGGUGCUGCUCUGGGGCCUGUCCCUGUGUCUGGGGCUGCUGCCGGUCACAGGGGUCAACUGUCUGGCAGAGGAGGCCUCCUGCAGCGUGGUGCGCCCACUCACCAAGAACAACAUUGCUGUGCUGUCUGUGUCUUUUCUGCUGCUGUUUGGCCUUAUGCUCCAGCUCUACGUCCAGAUUUGUAAAAUAGUGAUGCGCCACGCUCACCAGAUUGCUCUCCAACAUCACUUCCUCGCUGCCACGCCUCACUACGUCACCACACGAAAGGGUGUGUCCACACUAGCCAUCAUCCUGGGAACCUUUGCUGCUUGUUGGAUGCCAUUCACUGUCUACUCUCUGAUUGCAGACUACACCUACCCUCCUCUUUACACUUAUGCGACGCUGGUGCCUGCCACAUACAACUCUGUCAUCAACCCCGUCAUCUAUGCUUUCAGGAACCAGGAGAUCCAGAAAGCCCUGUGGCUGGUGUGCUGCGGAUGUGUGCCCAGCAGUGUUGCCCACAGAGCAAGGACCCCUAGUGACGUGUGA